AGGUCAACCUGGCUAUAUAUUAUUAUCUAGCUAUUGUUUUUGAGUGUGAAGAUGUCUUUCUCAGUGUCUGAUGAAUGGACAGAGGUAUCUGCGGGGGAGGGCGUGUCCAGUGCCGUGGAGGGAGAGGGGGAGGCUGGAUAUGGGCAAGUGGAACGAUCUAAUCUGCUCAAUAUGCUCAAGAUAUCCAUCAAGGCUCUUAUCGAGAGCUCCAUGAGAUUAGGGGCGGGGAUUAAAGAUGACCACACCCACCUAGUACAGUUCCUAGUGCUGGUCGAACUAUCACUCAAACACCGACUCAGGAAUCGUCGGAGUUUGCUCGGACUGAAGAAGUCAUUCUGGGGGGUGGUUGAGACGUGUGAGAGACUGACGAGUGACCUCGCUGCUAGCGUGGCUAAUAUCAGAGCCAUCCCUGGGAUUAAGACUAAUGUUGGACGUGGUAGGGCGUGGCUAAGAGUGUCACUCAUGCAGAAGAAACUGUCGGAUCAUUUCAGAGCAUUCACUGAAAACAGAGCCGUCCUCAGUGACUGGUAUGAUAGAGAGGCCCUCAUGAUGCGUGAGGAGGGCGGUGUACUUACUGGUCUGUUGAUGGGACUCAACGCACUCGACUACAACGUACUACUAAAGGGGGACGAGUUUGACUCAUCGGUGGGAGUGUUGGAUUUGAGCAGAUAUCUCCGUGAUGGUAACUACCUCGCUAGACCUAGUGGCGAUGAGGACGAGGAAGACGACUCACAGCUGGCUAAUUUAAUGGACCAGAAAGCAUAUCUCGAAGAACUCAACAGAAAACUCGAAUCCUCAGUGGAGCGUCUACAGUCUAAACUAGAGUCUGCUGAGAAGGCUAACAGAGUGCUGAGUCAGCAAGUCUCCUCUUCCCAAUAUCCUCCCCCGGACAAAGAUGACCUCAGAGCCAUGAACGAGCAGUCAGCCACUCAACUCAAGAAAGCACUCGAGAAUCUUCACGAUGACCAAAAGGCCGAAUUGGAUUCAUUCAGCCAAUCAAGAGCUGAUAUGAAGGAGCUUUUUUCCGCUACUCAGAAAAGUCUCGAGACUGAGCAAAACUUGAGAGAACAGGUUGAAAAAGAACUGGCUGCCCAGAGGAGUAUGAGAGUUGAGAAGGAGACGGCCCUCCAGUUACUUGAGAAGAGUGUCCAUGAGAAGCAGGACAAUGUGAUAGCCCUGAGGAAGCAGCUGGAGGAGAGCAAGACCACCAACAUCACCAUGCAAACACAACUCAAGACAUCUAAGGAGACACACCAGAGAGACUCGCUCAAGAUAAGAGGACUAGAAGCCAAACUAGCACAACUCACAGCACAGAGCAAGAAGACUGACAAAGAAUUGGCGGACACUGUGGCUGGUCUGCGAGAGUCUGAGCGUACGUCAGGUGACCUGGCCACUCGACUGGAGGAGAUCCAAUUGGCUAAGAGCUCGGCAGAAAAUGACCUCACCAUCGAAAAACAAUGGAGGUCAUCGCUACAGAUGGAGUUACAGCGUGAAAAGAACAGAGUGGUUGAACUGACCAAUGAAACGAAGCAAUUUAAGUCACUGCAGAAGGAACACUCUGAGAUGCAGGAGCGUUUUGCUGCUCUACAAGAAACAGUCAAUGAUCAGGAGAUAGCCAUGGUGGAGAUGGGCCGACAACUCAGUCUGUCCCAACAGAAGGUGUCGGACAUGAAAGAGGUGACCGGGAUGUCACGUGACUCUGUCUGGAUUGAUGACAAAGACAUCACAGAUUGUCAGGACUGUAAGAAACAGUUCUCAGUGGCUAGGAGAAAGCAUCACUGUCGUAACUGUGGAGGCAUAUUCUGCUACGCUUGCUCCGACAACAGCGUACAGCUUCCCUCGAGUGCUAAACCAGUUCGAGUGUGUAACUCUUGUCAGGACCAGGUCCUACAAAGAGCCUCGACUUGAGGACACUGCAACGACUACUAAUAUAGGGAGACUGUCUGCAUCUUUAAUUUGUGUGAAUAUUAAGAAAUUAAUUUUGUCCGUCUUAUUUAUGUUUUAGAGAUUUUUUAAGAGAGAUUUUUGAGAUUAUGAAUCCACUCUAAGAAUGAUAUUAACUGUUGAGAA
Molecule: messenger RNA, 2070 nt
Organism: Halichondria panicea
Lineage: Eukaryota; Metazoa; Porifera; Demospongiae; Suberitida; Halichondriidae
Product: RUN and FYVE domain-containing protein 2-like
Exons: 18
Coding region: 52-1908 (618 amino acids)
Molecular function (GO): metal ion binding
Source: RefSeq, a predicted model, not a curated record